Molecule: messenger RNA, 755 nt
Organism: Cricetulus griseus (Chinese hamster)
Lineage: Eukaryota; Metazoa; Chordata; Mammalia; Rodentia; Cricetidae
Source: RefSeq, a predicted model, not a curated record
CUCCCAGACCCUCUGGGAAGUCUCACUCUGGUGUUGUCUUGCUGUGCUGCAGGUUCACUCUGUAUGCUGUGGAUACUCGAGGGAGGCACUCAGAGCUCAGCACAGUGACCCUAAGGACAGCUUGUCCACUGGUGGACGACAACAAAGCAGAAGAGAUAGCAGACAAGAUCUACAAUCUAUACAAUGGUUACACCAGUGGCAAGGAACAGCAGACUGCUUACAACACACUGAUGGAGGUCUCUGCCUCUAUGCUCUUCCGAGUCCAGCACCACUACAACUCUCACUAUGAAAAGUUUGGUGACUUUGUGUGGAGGAGUGAGGAUGAGCUAGGACCCAGGAAGGCACACCUGAUCCUGCGACGGUUGGAGAGGGUCAGCAGCCAUUGUUCUAGUCUCUUGCGAAGCGCCUACAUCCAGAGCCGUGUGGACACCAUACCGUAUCUCUUCUGCCGCAGUGAAGAGGUCCGGCCUGCAGGAAUGGUGUGGUACAGCAUCCUCAAAGAUACCAAAAUCACAUGUGAGGAGAAGAUGGUGUCCAUGGCCCGAAACACGUAUGGAGAGACCAAAGGCCGGUGAGGGAGGGUACUACCCUCCUUGAGCACAGAGACGCUCUUGGGGGAGCACUACUUUCAUGGAUCCUGGGACCUGGGUGGGCUGGGGAACAGCUGAAUGGCCUGGCACAUGACACUUGCCAGCAAGGCCAAAGCAAACUGUUUCUCCAUGAACAGACAACAGAGAACUUUGUAACCAAUGGAA